Messenger RNA from Gallus gallus (chicken), 4129 nucleotides. Its product is annotated as translation initiation factor IF-2-like. Bases 1 to 903 code for a protein of 300 amino acids. The transcript has 3 exons. The record is from RefSeq and is a predicted model, not a curated record. Lineage: Eukaryota; Metazoa; Chordata; Aves; Galliformes; Phasianidae.
AUGCCCGCGGUGCCGCCGGCUCAACCUCGCGCUGGCUCUAACGCGACCGAGCAGCCUGCAAAGGGAGCGGGACCGUCAGCGCUGCCCACCCUGCCCGCCGCCCCGCCCCGGGCACCGCUGCGGCAGCCCCCGGCCCGCGCCCCGCCACGGAGCCGACGCCGGCGGCCGGGACCGCGCCGCGGGACGGGGCGGGGGCGGCCGAGGCGGACGCUCCGCGCACCGCUCGCCCCAACUAGUUGCCGCGGCGGAGGCGGGCGCGGAGCGGAGCCGCUUCGGGAGCGCCGCCCGCAGCCUGGCACCGCCCCGCCCCUGACGUCACGCCGGGCCGCCGCCUCCCCUCGCACGGCCGAGGGCACGGGGCCGAGGGUGCCGAAGGGUCCCCGCAGCGCCGGACCCCGCCUCGGGGACGCGUUCUUUCCUGGCUUCGCGCGGCUGUCCCGUGCCAACACCUGCGGGCUGCGCCCGCCCCGGCGCGCCGCCACCCACAGGUUGCCUCAGGGCGCCCGGCCCUCCCGCCGUGCCGCCCCCGGGGCCGGUGUGUGCUGGCGAGCCGGGACGGCGGUGCCUGCAAAAGCGGCCGAGGCUCCGUGUGCGGCGGGGUGUAAAUCUACAGCGGGGGUGUGGGCUGCCCGUGGGCGUGCUUCUGCUAAAAAUGAGGUAAUACCUAAUGCCACAGAGGGAUACUGCAAGGGCUGCAGAGAGGAGUCUCACCAGAGAGCUGAAGGACAGCCGCUGCCCAGUGCUUGCCCACCCUCCUUCCGUGCAGCCCCCCCACUGUUGCUCAGUGCCUCCCUGCAGUGCCCAUACCACACUUCCCUGUGUGCUUUCAGCAAGGCAUGUUGUGCACACAUGCACUUCUCCUCUUGCAUACCCAUAUCCUCACCGGUGUUACGGCCUUCAUAACCCUUUCUUCCUCCAUACCUUUCUACAAUGUGCACAUCUGCAUUAAAGCACACUCUGCUCACUGCCUUAGGAGAGAUAACCUCCAAGGUUACUUGCAGCCAAGGCUGCAAAACAGCACUCUAGACAUUGCCUCUUUCCUCUGAUUAUUCCCAAAGCAGUGUAUGGAUGAGACUACAAGCAGGAUGGGGGGCAUGGGAGGUGCCCACCAUGCCCUGUGGUCCUGCAGAACCCCUCAGAUCUCCCUCAUGAGCAGUGAGGUGUGACAGACACCAACACCUCCGUGCUUGGAUGGAAUUUGAGAGGUCGAAGAAGCUGAUCUGAGAUGUUAGCUCACUGAUUAGAAAUACUUUUUUUUUUUUUUCAAGGGAAGAAAAGAAAAAAGAAAACACAAACCGCAAAACCCGUAAGAAUGGCCAUUUGUACAGAAAACAGCAUUGGCAGCUUUAGUAUAUUUAAAAAGAUAUCCUGCGAUGGUAGCUCUGUGCAUGGCAAUAAUGGAUUGAGGAAACUUCAGAGCCAAAGAAUCUUCUAAUCCAGAUGUAGUUGUUAUAAAUUAACAGAUAGGACUAGGUUCACGGAGCACUAGCAUAUUUUCUCUUAUCUUCAGGUCUUAAUUAUCUGAAGAGGAGUACUGAAAGUUAAGUUGCUUUAAACACAUUUAAAAUCAUUUGUGCAUUCCUUUCACCUGAUGUCUGACCCCACCUGACUGUUUGCCCCCCAUGUCCCACAGUGCCUCCUCCUCUCUCACCCUCCCCAGUCUUUGCUAAUCCCCUUCCACCCAGACUGCUUGGGCUGGAAUCCCCAGGAUGCUUCAAAGAUAUUUUAUUUACUUUCAGAAUGGUGUUCUCAUUAUUCCUGGCUAUCGGGAUUAGCAAACAGUGAAAACACGAGUGUCUUGUGUAUUUGUAUGAUAAUUAUGCUAACUAUUAGGAUUUUGCUAAGCUGCUGGGAGUGAAAGAUGGGCCUGGGGACCGGAGAAGGGCAGAAAGCAUCAAAAUCUCCACAAAUGUUUAACUCUCUCCCUGCUGUCUCAGCCUCUCUGCUGUCUGUGUUCAUGUACAGCUUUGGAAUAUCUCUGCUUCACCUAAAAGAAUCAAAGAGCAGAGGUAGUUCUUGCCCUAGCAAGAAUUUUUAAUGAGAGAGACAGUCAGAAGAAGGGAAAUAACAGUACUGUAAUUAUAGGUAUACCUUGGCAUUCUGGGUCAUGCUAGCUGCCAGCCAGCCAGAGUUUAUGGAUUCAAAUAUCCAAAUCAGAAUACACGGAGUCUCAGAAAUCAGGGGGAAAAUCUGUCUUCUUGUGGACCAGUAGCUGUGCAUUAUUCCAUUGUUCUGAUUCACUGGCAUCACUGCAUUUGAAUAUAAACAUGCAAGAAAAGAAUGCAUCUCCAGUACAUACUGCAGUAAUGAAAAACGUUUAUUUAGCAUAAAAAUAAAGGAUGUGAGUGCCCUCUUUCAAAAAUAAAUUGCUCAUUGCCUGUAGAGAAUUCCCCCCUACUAUACAUGCAGUGUAACAUUCAGAGAGGUUAGGUUUCUUGCUCUAGUAGCAUUGGUCACUGUGUGAUAGACGAUAUUGUAUAUAGGGGAGAGUUUUUAUAUUUUACAGUGAUGUUUGUAUUCAUUACAACCGUGGUAGCUCCCAGUUCUCUCUGGAUUCAUGUUGGUAAGAAGCAGGCAGCGUACGUAUUUGCAAAUCUCCCAAACAGACUUUUUUUAUGUGGGUAUGUUUUAAUCUGUUAAUUAAGGAAGUUGUUCCUUCAGAUGCUAAUUCCUCAUGGCCUGUCUUACACGGUCCUUUUUUUGCCAAGGCAGCAGCCUAAUGAGAUAGCCUUUAAGAGCAAAGGCUGCUCAUGUAAGUAAAGGUUUGAUGGUUCAGGCCCUUGGCUAUUAAUGACCCUUCUUGAAACAAAUUUAUUGCCCCUUACUGUUUAAAUUUAGCAGUUGAUUACGUAUAGAAUAAUGCAUGAUCCCUUUUGCACCGAGAUUGAUGUCAUCAUUUGCCAGACAGACACGGCACCUGAUGAAUGCCAAUGACCCGCAUACUAAUUUGCAGUCUCCCCGUGGGAUAAAGGCCAUCUGUGCACAAGUCCUUCGGUCCCUCCAUACUCUCACUGCUAUAGGUGGAGCCCAGUGAUUUAAACGUGGUCUGAAAGCCUCGUGCUGUGAAUAGAAUGGAUUUUAAAAAGCAAAAUAAAACAGGUUUGUAUUUCAUAUGCACUGGUAGGUCAGCUAAUAUCCUGCACAUUGUAAGUGUUUAUCUUGCAAAAAUAUUAUAAGCGUCCUUGAGAGAGAUUUGAUUGAAAAUAGCUUAACUGUGACUGACGAUGCUGCUUGCCACAUUGCCCAGCCCCAAAACAAGGACUCUCUUUCAUUCUCCUACGCCUUCCAGAAGAGCACAGUCUGGGUGAUGUGGGCUCACAAUUACUUCGUUCUCAAGAGAUGAUUCCUUACGAAGCUUCAGGACAAUUUUACAUAUUCAAUUUCUAUUCUUACUUCAGAAAAAAUACUCUUUUCUUGUUCUGGUGAAGGAGAAAUCUAUCGCGUGGGACAAUGAGGGGGAAAAAACAAUGCAUGUGAUGCUGGCUGAAGAAGGUUACUAAGCUACUGCUGUAUUCAGCAGGGUGCUCAAUGGCAGCGGGAGUAGAACAUGGGUUCAGGUAAGGCUGGUAUAUUAGAAAUAAAUAGACAACGUUGGCUAUGUCUGGUAGAGUACACAGGUCUCCAGUUUAAUUAUGACUUUUUUAGCAGCAGCAUACAUAUGUCUGCUAACGAGUUACUGAUCUGGGUAAAAUUGAAUACAAAAAGGAAAGAAAGGCAGGAUUUUAUUCUGUAACAGCACAUUAGAAGUGCUAUUUACUUUUUCAUUAGACAGUACAUUUUAGAAAGGCCCCAUCAGGGUAAUGACCUUUCAGAUUUAAUCUUUUUGCUCUUCUUAAUGGUUUACAGAGUUUUCAGAGAAUUCAGAGGCGCAGAAUUUAAUUAUUAUUACUUUUAAACAGAGAAUGUGACUUCUGGAUGGCAAAACAUAAGGGGCUGUUGCAGUGGAUAUCACUGAGAGAAAAAGAAGGACAUGCUCCUUGGUUAAAACAGGGAAGAGUUUAAGCACAGCAAUACAGAAUUUAGAUCUGAGUUCAUGUUAACAGUGCCUCAGGUGCUUCCCUUAGCACAGUUUGCAUGCAUUUCAGAGAGAAUCCAACACAUCGUUCACUCCAGCAUUUAACAUGGGAUA